Messenger RNA from Cooperia oncophora, 918 nucleotides. The record is from the annotation of a GenBank genome assembly. NCBI's taxonomy places the organism in Eukaryota, Metazoa, Nematoda, Chromadorea, Rhabditida, Trichostrongylidae.
AUGGGUCUCAUGUACAUGGUUCUCAUCUUGCUGGCUCUUGGGAUCGUCGUUCUCGGAAUAUUUUGCGCCACCGUUUUCACAAGCAUCAUUAGAGCGCUCACAUUCGCACUUCUGUUAUGGCUGGUCCUUGUAUAUCUUGGUGUAAAGUCUCCACCUAUUUAUGAAAGCAUUUGGCUAGUACUUAUCAAUCAAUUCAACAUUGUAGCCGCUUUUAAAAACAUCCUAGAGUCAGUCGAGUACUUGGAUUUACGAGGAACUCCUCUUGGUUUUUCAACAUUGUUCACCUAUGGCGAUAUCCUUGGUCCAGGGAUAUCCCUAAUCUUCAUUAUAUUAGAUAUAAUCAUUUACACUGGAUUAAUAAUAUUAUAUGACUCUAUAGAAUGGGCUGCUUUUAUCACGAAUCUUUACGCUUCUAUAAGAAAGAAAAAGCUGGAACAAUUAAAAAGUCAGUCUGAAAGACACUCUUGGCAUCAAGAUGAGGAAGUACGGCAGUAUUCUCCGGAUAUCGACGCCGAAGAUGUGUCAAAGGUGUGGGAGACCAGUGGCGAAUUGGCUGUGUAUCGUUUCGAAAUCAGAGCUUACACAGGAGAGGUUUCUGUCCUUCUUGGUCACAGUGGUAGUGGUAAAACAACGGCGAUAAAAAUGGUUUGCGGUGAUAUCAUGCCAACCCAAGGCCGGAUCAGAGUCUGUGAGCAGAGUAUCCUGCGAAAGAAAUCGUUCUGUCGUUCAAGAAUCGGAUAUUGCCCUCAGGCAAACAUGUUGUAUAACUCGCUCACAGUUAUGGAACAUAUGUGGUUCUUUUACUCACUGAAACGUGCUCUUAACAAAAGUCAAAGGGCAAAUCAAAGCAAACAUGGGAAACAGAGGCCAACGUACUUAGUGGUAGUCUCGAAAUGGAAGACAUUAAAGAGAAAGUGA